This is a messenger RNA of Meyerozyma guilliermondii ATCC 6260, 2001 nucleotides long. RefSeq names its product DEAD-box ATP-dependent RNA helicase (gene DED1). The record is from RefSeq and is a predicted model, not a curated record. The coding region runs from base 1 to 2001 and encodes 666 amino acids. The transcript has a single exon. NCBI's taxonomy places the organism in Eukaryota, Fungi, Ascomycota, Pichiomycetes, Serinales, Debaryomycetaceae. Gene Ontology annotation, cellular component: nucleus. Gene Ontology annotation, molecular function: ATP binding; RNA binding; RNA helicase activity.
AUGUCACGCGCUGUGAUCACAGAUCACGUGCGAAUUUCUUUUUUCACCUAUAAAAACCAGCGGCGCACAAAUUUUUUCUCACCUACAAUGAGUGAUAUCACCCAUAAAAUGAACGAACUUUCGGUUGGGGACGGAGCCAAUAGGGCUUCUGGGGCCGCUGCGGGCGGCGAAACCCCCUCGGGCUCUUCGGGACGCUCCCAGUACGUACCUCCUCAUCUCAGAAAUCGCCCAAAUGGUGGUUCGACUCCAUCGAGGCGUGGCGAUUUUGGUUCCAGAAGCAACGGAUUUGGCAGUGGAAGAAGAGGCGAUUUCAAUUCUUCGGGCUUCCAGUUUGGAUCUGGUCGCAGAGGCAACUCUGGCUUUGGCGGUCGCGGUGGUUUUGGCGGCGGCAGUGGCAGAUACAACUCGCCUAAACCGGGCGUUGGUCAGUGGGUCGAUGGUAAGCACGAGCCAGCCGCUCCCAAUGAGAGAUUGGAGAAGGAGUUGUUUGGUGUUGCUGAAGACCCCAGUGUCCAAUCAUCUGGAAUCAACUUUGACAACUAUGAUGACAUUCCUGUGGAAGCCACCGGUGAUGGAGUCCCAGAGCCAAUUCUGGCAUUCACUGCUCCUCCUUUGGACCCAUUGAUCGUAGAGAACAUUAAGCUCUCGCGUUUCACUAAACCUACCCCCGUGCAAAAGUACUCGGUUCCCAUCGUGGCCAGCGGUCGUGAUUUGAUGGCUUGUGCCCAGACCGGUUCCGGUAAGACUGGUGGAUUCUUAUUCCCAGUGUUGUCUGAAUCGUACAUGAACGGUCCAGAUGCAGUUCCCGAGAGCCAGGGCGCCUUCUCGUCCCACAAGGUCCACCCAACUGCGUUGGUUAUGGCCCCUACAAGAGAGUUGGUGUCGCAAAUUUUCGAAGAGGCUAAGAAAUUCUCCUACAGAUCAUGGGUUCGUCCCUGUGUUGUCUAUGGUGGUGCUGAUAUCGGUACUCAAAUCCGUAACUUGGAUCGUGGAUGUGACUUGUUAGUUGCUACUCCUGGUCGUCUUAAGGAUUUGCUUGAAAGAGGCCGUGUAUCCCUUUCCAACAUCAAAUACUUGGUUUUGGAUGAAGCCGAUCGUAUGUUGGAUAUGGGUUUCGAGCCUCAAAUCAGACACAUUGUUCAAGAAUGUGACAUGCCUGGCGUUGAAAGCAGACAAACCUUGAUGUUUUCCGCCACGUUCCCUCGUGACAUCCAAAUGUUGGCUCGUGACUUCUUGAAAGAUUACAUAUUCCUCUCCGUCGGUAGAGUUGGAUCUACCUCCGAGAACAUCACCCAAAAGGUGUUAUACGUGGAGGACGACGAAAAGAAAUCGGUAUUGUUGGACUUGCUUUCCGCCAACGAUAACGGAUUGACCAUUAUCUUCACCGAAACAAAGAGAAUGGCCGAUAACUUGGCUGACUUCUUGUACGACCAAGGUUUCCCGGCCACUGCUAUCCACGGUGACAGAUCGCAAUAUGAAAGAGAAAAGGCUUUGGCUGCUUUCAAGAGCGGUACCGCCCCAAUUUUAGUUGCAACUGCGGUUGCAGCUAGAGGUUUGGAUAUUCCUAACGUGUCCCACGUUGUUAACUACGACUUGCCUGGUGACAUUGACGACUAUGUCCAUCGUAUCGGUCGUACCGGUCGUGCUGGUAAUGUCGGUAUUGCCACUGCCUUUUUCAACAGAAACAACAGAAACGUUGUUAAGGGUAUGAUCGAGUUGCUUUCUGAGGCCAACCAAGAAGUUCCUGACUUUCUUCAAAAAAUUUCAAGAGAGGGUUCGUACGGAAGUAAAGGUGGCUUUGGAAGCAUGCGUGGCGGAGCUGGUCGCGGUGUCUUAGGAGGCGGUAGCAGAGGAGGCAGCCGUGACUUCAGAAGAAGUGGCGGAGGCUUUGGAUCGUCUGGAUCUUCCGGUUCUAACUGGGGAUCUUCUAGUUCCGGCAACGGAGGAUACCGUAGCAGCUCCAACUACGGUAACCCAUCGUCAGGUAACUCCUGGUGGUAA